AUGAAAGUGCACAUUGUGGUCCGCUUUUCGGACGCCGGCGCCGGCGCCGGCCAGCAGCCGGACUUGUGCAUCCCCCUCCUGAUCUCCCUCGGGCGGGACGACGUCAACAAACUCGUCAACUCGCUGUGGCUCAAACUCAUGAUCCGCAGCAAGGUGGACGCCACCAGCCGGCGGCGGCUCCGGUUGAUCUACAACGGGCGCAUUCUCAACGACGAGACGGACUUCCAGGCCGAGGUCUUUGGGCCCAAGUUGCGGCAGCUCCGCCAAACACCGCAGCCCGCGGAGCCCCAAGAGCCCUUGCAAAUAUACGUGCACUGCCUCGUCGGCGAGCACAUGACCCGCGAGCAGCUUGCCCGUGAAAAGGACUUGGACCGGCGCGCCCAAACACACACCAGCGAUGCGCCGGUGGUGGGGUUUGACCGCCUCUUGCUGCAGGGCAUGGAUGCGCUGGAUGUGGCCGACUUGCGCCGCCAGUUCCAGCAGAUCUACCUCCCGGCAAACACGCCCAACCACACCGGCGUGGCCGACGUCGAGGAGGACGAGGACCGCCAGCGGCUUGUUCGCGAGCUCGAGGAGCGGUGGCUAGAGUCCACCAUGGACAGCACCAAUGGCCGUCCUGCGCGCCCCCACAGCGGCACGUAUGAUCCGGAGGCCGGCGACGCGCAGCCCAACUUGGCGGAGCGCGCCGCGGCCGAGUUGGAGGGCACGCAUCACAACGAGCACCUUCUCUUGGGGCUUCUCCUCGGCACGUUUCUCGGUGCCGUGGCGCUCGUGUUUCUCCUCAUGGACGACACGCUGUUCAACGACGCGCAGAAAAUGGCCAUGGUGCUUGGCGUGUGCAUCAAUCUCUUCAUUGCGUUCAUGCGCGUGGGCUCUGAGUACGGCGCCUAG
This is a messenger RNA of Metschnikowia bicuspidata var. bicuspidata NRRL YB-4993, 891 nucleotides long. RefSeq lists its product as uncharacterized. The transcript has a single exon. The record is from RefSeq and is a predicted model, not a curated record. The coding region runs from base 1 to 891 and encodes 296 amino acids. Gene Ontology annotation, cellular component: endoplasmic reticulum; Dsc E3 ubiquitin ligase complex. Lineage: Eukaryota; Fungi; Ascomycota; Pichiomycetes; Serinales; Metschnikowiaceae. Gene Ontology annotation, biological process: protein processing.